Messenger RNA from Galleria mellonella (greater wax moth), 1252 nucleotides. RefSeq lists its product as uncharacterized. The transcript has 2 exons. The coding region runs from base 76 to 1071 and encodes 331 amino acids. The record is from RefSeq and is a predicted model, not a curated record. Lineage: Eukaryota; Metazoa; Arthropoda; Insecta; Lepidoptera; Pyralidae.
AUUUGUGCAAAGGUACCAUUGCAUAUCGGACAACACAGCGGGAGAGACUUACCCGCCAUCCCACGCAUAGACAACAUGAGGACCUUUGUUUGUUUGUUGUUGGCAGUGGCCAGUUGCAAGGCCGGUGUUAUUGAAUCGGGCGGAUGGCAUGGCUUAAAUGGAUUGUCAGGUCACGACGGUGGACUUGAAGGAGGCUCUUCAGGGGGCUACAAUUACGCGCCAUCUAGUGGAGGACAUGAUUUAGGGGGUGGACACGAUUUAGGAGGAGGACAUGGUGGACAAGACUACACGUUGGCAUUGACUCAAGGAUCUGGAGGACACGACUUCUCUGGUGGCCAAUCAUUAGCUGGACAUGAGGGGAUCGGCUCGCAGGGUCUUGAAGGUCACGGAGAUGUAUCUUCUUUCGGAGGUCACGGGUUAGGAGGAGGGGACUCUUAUUUACAAGCGGCUCAUGAUCUAGGAGGAGGUUUUGGACACGGAGGCCAAAGUUUCGGAGAUGCAGGACAAGGUUUCGGGCACGGAGGCCAAGGUUUUGGACAUGGAGGACAGAGCUUUGCGAGCUAUGGAGGUGAUAUCGGUGGUCAGGACGGUGGCGAUCACGGCGAUGCUGGUUUUGGCGGUCAUGGCGGUGACUCCGGCGAUCAUGGUCAAGGUUUCGUCCUUCAAGAUGGCGGCCAUGACUUCGGCGACGGCGGUCACGGCGAGCAAGCUAUCCCUGUUGGCGAACACGUCGAUGUUGAAAGUCCAGUGACUGUACCCUUGUACAAACAUAUUACUGUCCCCAUCCACAAACCAAUCCACGUGAACGUACCAAAACCUAUUCUCGUGGGUGUACCUCAGCCGUACCCCGUAAAAGUGCCAGUCAACAAGCCUGUCCCAGUUCCGGUUGAAACUGAAAUUUCGAUUCCCAUUGAGAAGGUUGUCCCUUACCCUGUGGUGAAGCACGUGCCUUACCCAGUGGAGAAACACGUGCCAAUAAAGGUGGAGAAGACGGUCACAGUUCACGUGCCUCAGCCUUACCCCGUCAAGAUUCCCAUCUAUAAGACCAUACACCAUCAUAAAGACCAUUAAGGUCUGAUUUGGUAUUGGUUGUAUGAUUGUUCGUAUGUAUGUGUGUGCUGUGCUAUUAACCGUGCCUUGUAAAUAUUGUUGAUUAAUUUUAAGUCAUUUUCAACUGUCUUCAUGUUGUAGUUGAUUUAUUUAUUAUUGUGUUGUUGUUGUUGUUAUAAUACAUGUUAUAUUUUUUGUACAA